AAGAACCCGGACUUGUUGCUGCACGAGUUUAAGCGUGAACUGGACGAGCUGUCCAUCAAACGAGGUGACGCGCUGGGCAGACUGGCCGAAGAGUCUCUGGACACGCUGAAGGAAAUGUGCUUCUCGCCGGCGCUGGAGCUGCAGCUGACGCACAAUAUCAUCCAGAACGCCUUCAAGGACUACGACAAGGAAGAGUGGGUCAUCGACGUCAACAAAGAGCUCACCGUGACUGACGUUAUUGUCGAGUGCUUCCCGCUACACGACCGAGCGUUCAACAAGCAGUUUUUCGACGAGUACCGUAAGCGAACGUUCGAGUUCAAUCUACGCAAAGUGGCAGCAGGAAACAGCGAUCGCUGGGCGGUGGAGGAACUGCGUCUGCACUUCGGAGAGCGCGUGGCCUUCUUGUUCGCCUUCAUGCACAUCUACACGAAGCACUUGCUGCCUUUGACGCUGUCGUGUCUGUUCUACUACUUGUGUUACCGCUUCACGUCUGCGCCCACGUGGAAGCAAUACAUGGAGGGAUUGGCAGUGAUUGGCGUCUGUGUGGUCUGCUUCUGGGGUCCUUCGUUCCUCGUCUGCUGGCCGCGUGAUACUUGA
Molecule: messenger RNA, 597 nt
Organism: Phytophthora infestans T30-4
Lineage: Eukaryota; Oomycota; Peronosporomycetes; Peronosporales; Peronosporaceae
Exons: 1
Biological process (GO): chloride transmembrane transport
Molecular function (GO): chloride channel activity
Source: RefSeq, a predicted model, not a curated record